This is a messenger RNA of Brachypodium distachyon (stiff brome), 2061 nucleotides long. Its product is annotated as cold-responsive protein kinase 1. Gene Ontology annotation, molecular function: ATP binding; protein kinase activity. Gene Ontology annotation, biological process: protein phosphorylation. Bases 539 to 1741 code for a protein of 400 amino acids. The transcript is spliced from 7 exons. Lineage: Eukaryota; Viridiplantae; Streptophyta; Magnoliopsida; Poales; Poaceae. The record is from RefSeq and is a predicted model, not a curated record.
UGCGUGUUCCGUGUUCGUGGCCGCCUCUCUCUUUUCUUCUUCCCCUUGGCCUUCCCCCCGCCGCGCGCCGCUGAGAAGUCAAGCAUACCACUCGGGACCGGAUUCCCCAAGGUCCGGUCCACCGCAGCCGCCAUUUCCCACCCACCCCUUGCUCCUCCUCCUUCCUCACGCACGUUUGUCGCACCGACUCCGACGGCGGCGCUCGAGUUCGGGGGUCUUCGCGGUCGUUCGGGGACUGGCUGAGUGCUUGGCUUUCAGGGCCGCUAGUGCGUCGCUUGCUGGAGUUGCCUUCGCUGCGCGGGUGGCGGUGGCUGGCGCCUGCUGUGUUCUCCGCCGGCGUCGGCUUCGUUGCGUCGGGCUGUUUCCGUCGGCUUGAAUUGGGCUGCGGUUGAUCAGGACAUGAUGGCAGCUGAGUAAGGUUGAUGAAAUGCUUGUGUUGAUAUCAUAAGUGCAAUUCGCAAAAAAAAAAGAUAUCAUAAGUGCAAACGGUAUUCAUUGAAUUAACAGCAGGCCAGAUAAUAGUUUGAGAAUCUCAGUAAUGGGUUGUUGUUGUUCCAUCUUUUGCCAUAAGAGAAGGGCAUUCCGCCAGGAAAGUUUAAAGCAUAAUGAAGACCUCGGUAAUACUGAUACAACAAGAUACACUUAUAAGGAGCUAGCAAAGGCAACAGAGAAUUUUAACCCAUCCAAUAAGAUUGGCGAGGGAGGUUUUGGAUCUGUGUAUAAGGGGCGGCUAAGGAAUGGAAAACUUAUUGCUGUCAAGGUAUUAUCUGUAGAGUCAAGACAAGGACUGAAGGAAUUUAUGAAUGAACUUAUGGCAAUUUCGAACAUAUCUCAUGGUAAUCUUGUCAGCCUAUAUGGCUAUUGUGUGGAAGGAAACCAAAGGAUCCUUGUAUACAAUUAUCUUGAAAAUAAUAGCCUUGCGCAAACACUUCUAGGUUCUGGCCGCAGCAACAUUCAGUUUGACUGGAGAACUAGAGUAAAUAUUUGUCUUGGUAUCGCCAGGGGAUUGGCAUACCUCCAUGACGUUGUCAAUCCCCACAUUGUUCACCGAGACAUCAAAGCAAGCAAUAUACUUCUUGACAAGGAUCUCACCCCUAAAAUUUCUGAUUUCGGUUUAGCGAAGCUUCUACCUCCAAACGCAUCACAUAUUAGCACAAGGGUUGCAGGAACAUUAGGUUACUUGGCUCCUGAGUAUGCCAUUCGAGGACAAGUGACACGGAAGUCAGAUGUAUAUAGUUUUGGUGUUUUGCUUCUGGAAAUAGUUAGUGGGAGAUCCAACACGAGUACAAGAUUAUCCUAUCAAGAUCAGAUACUUCUUGAAAAGUUCCCAGAGGUGACAAAUGGGGUUCUUCUCUUGCAGACAUGGAUGUAUUAUGAGCAGGGAGAUUUGCAGAAAAUCAUAGACAGUUCUUUGGGCAAUGACUUCGAUGUUGCACAAGCCUGCAGGUUCCUGAAAGUUGGACUUCUAUGUACGCAAGAUGUCACAAAACAUCGACCCACUAUGUCAACAGUCGUCGGCAUGCUAACGGGCAUAAAGGAUGUUGACUCGGAGAAGAUCAGCAAGCCCGCUACAAUUAGCGACUUCAUGGACCUUAAGAUCAGGAGCAUGAGGAAAGAAAAUGAGAUUGCUUUCGCUUCAUCCUCCACGUUGCUAUCCAGCAUCAUGGCACACUCUUCUCCUUCGUCGUCACAAGAGACAACACAAGCCUCCAUAACAUUCACCACGAUAUCAGAUCGCUGAGUGACCUCAAGUUGGUUGCAAACGUGAAGAACAUGUAGAGAAGUAGCAUAGGCGAAUGCCUUUUCCAGAGAUUAUCUUGCUCGUGUAUAGAUUCACUUCAUUUAUAGUAGUACAUAAACAGCAUUGUUUGAUCAAAGAAGUUCAUGAUUUGACUUGUGUGCGUACAGUACAGUACUUGAUUCAUGGUGCACUUUCAGCGUGCAUGUGCAUCCUGUUUAGUGUGUGUGUUUGGUGUCAAAAUACAAUUACCUGGUGAAAGUUUGAAACCCGGCCUGUGAGUCAGUGAGUACAUAACCCGGAUGCAUCAAAAUCCAGAUGAA